CUUCAGUUAGAAAGUAUCAGUUAACUUUGAAAAAUGGCAAAUCACCAAUUUUUUUUAUUAUUAUUCAUCGGAAUAGUAAUUUUCGAACUUACAAACUCUCUGCCAGACAAAAAACCUGGCACCACGACUUCAACUCUAAGAAAUCGCAAAACCACAGCCGGCAGCAGCACUAGUCGCACUACUACAAGUACCGGAAAUCGCAAACCUUUCACUACCACCGGAAAUGCAGCAACUCGCAAAUCCACAACCACAGCUGCUAGUAGCACUGUAAAUCGUAAACUCAAAAUUGAUGCUCCAACUCCAGAUAAAAAAGUUACUAGCACAGUCAAAAAGACUGGUGGUGUACGCACCACAACGCGUGACGCCAUUUCACAGUAUCCAGCGCCUGAUUGGUAUAAUGACAAUGACGAUUCGGGUUCAUCAUUUUGUGGUUGUUGUAGAAAAAAGAAUAAAAAUUCGAAUGUUUAUCCAUAUGCAUAUCCGAGUCCCUUUGGUCAAACGGGUAGCUUUCCUCCACCAUAUGCACCUAUUUCAAGAAAUGCUCCACCAACCGUUACUCAGUCAGGAACUGACAAACUAGCAGGUAUGGUAGGUUUUGCAAAAGCGGCUAACGUUACUGGCGGCUGGGGAGGUGAAGUGGUGCAGGUUAAUACGAUACAAGACCUUAUAAAUUACGUCGGCGAAAGCGUUCCUCGGGUGUUGAUGAUCCAGCGCGACAUCAGAGCCUCAUCCCUUACCAAAGUUCAAAUGGGUUCGGCCAAAUCAAUUGUCAGUAAUAAUGGAGCCACAUUGUAUAAUAUUUACUUGCGUGCCACAACAGCGUCAUCAAAUAUCGUUUUCCAAAACUUGGCGUUUGAGCAUUCGCCAAACAACAAGGGCAACGAUGAUAUUCAGUUAUAUCUGAACUAUGGCACCGGAUAUUGGAUCGAUCAUUGCUCCUUCGUUGGACAUAAAUGGUCCCCCGAUGAUGGAAGUCUCGAUAAACUUCUUUAUAUCGGAGAACAAGCCAGUCUAGCGACCAUAAGCAAUUGUUUCUUUGCCAACCACAGGUUUGGAUUAAUCUUUGGACAUCCGGGAGAUGAUACUAAUGUAGUGGCAGAUGGUGAUGUUCGUCUCACCAUGUGCAAUAACCAUUUUGAAAGCUUGGGCAAUAGAGCACCGGGCCUGUUUCGCUAUGGGCACUACCAUGUAUACAACAACUACAUUGAAAACUAUGGUCUGGGCUUCACGGUGGCAACGAAUGGUGACGUUGUUUCUGAAUAUAAUUAUUUUGGAAGUAGCACCACCAAGAAUGGCAUGUUAGAUGAUAAAGGCAGUGGAACAUUUUAUGAUAUCGGAAGCGUGCCAGCCAUUACGAAUCAACUAUCUCCAAGUGUCAAUUGGAAUCCCGCGUCCAUUUACAGUUAUCAACCUGUAACUGAUGCAAAUCCUGAAAUGAUCAAAUAUCAAAAGAAAACUACCAUAUCGGCUGGAAUUCCAUCGCCCAUGAAAAUGACUCUAAUGGCACCACCCAUACAACAUAUGAUAUCGCCUCCAAGUUUUCCAAGUUUACACUGAAAAAUCGCACACAACCUAUGGCAUUUCUAUUUGACAUUCACCGUUAAUGUUAUUUACCUUAAAAGUAUUACACUGUACGCAUUAUGUUCUCAAAUAAAGAGCCUUACAACAAGUAAGAUGCAUUUUUACGAACAAAUUUAAAAACAACAA
Contarinia nasturtii (swede midge) is the source of this 1707-nucleotide messenger RNA. Its product is annotated as pectin lyase-like. The record is from RefSeq and is a predicted model, not a curated record. NCBI's taxonomy places the organism in Eukaryota, Metazoa, Arthropoda, Insecta, Diptera, Cecidomyiidae. The coding region runs from base 34 to 1557 and encodes 507 amino acids. The transcript is spliced from 7 exons. Gene Ontology annotation, molecular function: pectate lyase activity.